GGGGUACUUAGGUGUAAUCGUCAGCGGAUUCUCCUCAAAGGGCGAGAGAUAUUCGGGUCAGAGAGCUUCUUCAGGCGCACGGCUGUGGCCCUCGGGCAUUUUGCGAUGCGCUGAUGCCUGGUCCGCGUUAUCAAUUUCUCUCGCUACCAAAGGAUUCAACGACGGAGAAAGUUUAUUACAUUACUGUCGUAAAGUCGUCGUCUUGGCAUAACAGGCCUUUAUCUACUUAAACUACCUUACCGACUCUCGCGGUUCAGCGUACAGCUGCCGCCACCUGUGGUCAAACUCGCCGAACGAAAAUGCGGCUGCACCUGUCAAACGCUGUGCACUCCACUUGACAGUCGUAUUUUGAAUAAGGAAUUUCCCGGACGAUUAUUUUCGCUCAAAGACAAUUAACCGAGUAAACAAAGUGCCAAUUGUACCAUAUGAUGCCACUCUUAAGAAGAUAAGGAUUCAUUAUACACAAAAAUCAUCAGUAUGGAGAAGAGAGGAAGUGCUGAGCUUCUCAAUGUCGAACAGAAUAAUUCCAAAAAUGCUAGUUCCGACUCCCUCAACUCAGACAGCAAGAGCAGCUCCCUCAAUUCAAAAAUGGGACAGGAAUCGGAGAGUUGGGAAAAGGCAUCUCAUUCAAAGAGCUUCUCGACAAGCUCUACCUCAACAGAUAACAAUAUCAUUUCUGCUCUAGAAACUAAAAAAGAAAGUCAAGGAAAAGUGGAUUCGAAUUUAACUGGAAAUGAGACAGGACCACCUCUUCUCAAUGGUGAGAGAGUCCAAGGAGUUGCCCGUGAUGUCACAUACUUGUGCCCAUACUCAGGACCAGCCAGAGGUGUACUCAGUGUCACCAACUACAAGCUGCAUUUCCGCAGCAUCGACAGGGAAACUCCCUAUGUGGUAGAAAUGCCUUUGGGCGUUGUCAGUAGAAUCGAAAAGGUUGGAGGCGCAUCCAGCAGAGGGGAAAAUUCUUAUGGAAUAGAGAUCUUCUGCAAAGAUAUGAGGAAUCUCAGAUUUGCUCACAAACAAGAAAACCAUUCCAGGCGAAACGUUUUUGAGAAAUUACAACAGUAUUCUUUUCCACUGUCGCACAACAUGCUUUUAUUUGCUUUUGAGUAUUCCGAGAAUUUUCCCGAAAAUGGCUGGAAUGUGUAUGAGCCUAUAGCCGAGCUGAAACGAAUGGGAAUCAAUAACGACAUGUGGAAGAUAUCCAAAAUUAAUGACUCGUAUUCCAUAUGCGAUAGCUAUCCUGCCGUAUGGGCAGUUCCCACCGCAGCCACUGACGAGGAUCUUCAAGCCUCGGCUGCAUUUAGAAGCCGCGGGAGGCUUCCCGUUUUAUCCUGGAUUCACCCGGAGAGCCAGGCGACAAUAACACGUUGUGCGCAACCUCUCGUAGGUGUUGGCGGAAAGAGAAGCCGCGAAGAUGAGAGGUAUAUACAAUUGAUAAUGGACGCCAAUGCUCAGAGUCACAAAUUAUUUAUAAUGGAUGCACGACCCAUGGCUAAUGCAGUAGCUAACAAAGCUAAGGGUGGAGGAUAUGAGAGCGAGGAUGCUUACCAAAACAGCGAGGUCGUUUUUCUUGACAUUCCCAAUAUUCACGUGAUGAGAGAAAGUCUUAGAAAAUUAAAAGAAUUGUGUUUUCCAAAUAUUGAGGAAUCCAGGUGGCUUUCUGGCUUAGAAUCAACGAUGUGGUUGAAACAUUUAAAAUGUAUUCUUGCUGGAGCAGGAAAGAUCGUUGACAAAGUCGAAACUCACAAAACUUCAGUACUAGUUCAUUGUUCUGAUGGCUGGGAUAGAACUGCUCAGUUAACGGCGUUGGCGAUGCUGUUAUUAGAUCCCUAUUUUAGAACUAUCAAGGGAUUCGAGGUUUUAAUCGAAAAAGAAUGGCUAAGUUUUGGCCAUAAAUUCCAACAGCGAAUCGGUCAUGGCGACGAGCAUCACAGUGACGCAGAUAGAUCACCCGUGUUUGUUCAGUUUAUAGAUUGCGUUUGGCAAAUUAGUCAACAAUUUCCAAAUGCCUUUCAGUUUAAUGAACACUUUUUGACAACGAUAUUGGAUCACCUUUACUCUUGUCGAUUCGGCACUUUCUUGUGCAGCAGUGAAAGGGAAAGGGUACAAGAGAGACUGAAGGAAAAAACAGUGUCGUUAUGGUCGUUCAUAAACAGCCAGUUGCCAUUGUAUCAGAACCCACUUUAUUGGGACAGUCCAAAUCAGCAGCAGGUUUUGAUACCCGUCGCAAGUAUGCGAUACAUCAGGCCAUGGAAAAGCUUUUAUUGCAGGUGGAAUCCUAGUAUGCGGCAACAGGAUCCCGUGUACCAGCGAACUCGCGAACUUCUAGUCCUGAAAGAGCAGCUAAAGAAAAAAGUGGAAGAAUGCCGUAGAGAGCAGGCGUCGCGUACGAACCGCACGCUCAAUUCGUCGGCAGCUCCGCGACUGCACUCUCCCGUGCAUUCUUAGCAGUGUCCGGUCGACCAGCCGCGGCUCCUCUUAACUUGUAGCUUUGUAAAUGAGCCUUAGAACUUUUUUAAAAAACUGUAUUGCGAUAUAUAAACGCAGCAAAAUAAGAAACGCAGAGCAGCUCUCGAGCAACUAUAUAUACCUACUGUGGUGUAUCGCGCAAGAAAAUGUUUAUCCAAUGACUGAAUCAGCAUCGCUGUUGUACAAAGCGUUACUAUUAUAGACUCGUGUCGACGAUGAGAGAAUGAAAGAAAGGAAGUAGAUGCUAGGAAGGGAGAGAAAAAGCACGCUUUUUGUGAAUCUUUAAAGUAUGUAUAUGUAUAUAUUACAAUCUUAGGGAUAAAAUGAAAACACAAACAAUCGUACAUUUAUACAUGUAGUGAACGGUAUAACAAAGAUUUGAUAUAAUAUAAAGCUAAGAAGAGGAGAAAAUUGUGUGAGUUUCUGCUUUUUAUCGAAGUCUUUUUUCGCACGCGCUUCGAUUUGGCCUCGAAGUGGACUAUAUCCGAAGAAAUAAAAAGUAAAACCGCGAUUGCGGCGCUGCACGCUGCAUCAUCGCUUUCUGACACCGAAGAACGAGCGCAUCAGCAGGACCGUCGGCGUCUCCAGCAUAAGGGAAAGCGCGUACGAGCACAAAUACGUCAUCAUCAAGUUUCCCAGGAAUAUAGCACCCUGCACGCAGAUUACAAAAGUUAUGUUAUCACCAGUAUAGACUUGUUCAAACUUAGUUUGCUUACGUUUCCGACUUACGUUUGGAAGAAAGUCCACGUGAACAGCCGAUUCGCUGUGCAGGUAAAUCGAAUUAAUGAGAAAGGGAUUAAGCAGAUAAGCGCAAUACGUCAGUCUGCUUAGUGGAAUCCAGGCCUUAAAGCAUAGUAUUUUAUUCACUAUUCCUGAAACGAAUAAUCAUGAUUAUGGUUCGCGUUGAAAUUGUCACGAGGCGAGAAACUUUUGGUGGUUUAUAAUUGAAAUUGUUUAUCAAGUGCCCCCCGUUCUUAUGUGUAUCGAAUAAUAUAUUCUAUAUAAAUGCUAAGUUUUGUUAAAAAUCUAUCAUAACUAUUAUUGAAUAAAGUGUUUUUUUUUUUAAUACAUUAAA
Nasonia vitripennis (jewel wasp) is the source of this 3544-nucleotide messenger RNA. It is a transcript of the gene mtm, whose product is annotated as myotubularin-related protein 2. The coding region runs from base 478 to 2448 and encodes 656 amino acids. The transcript has 9 exons. Gene Ontology annotation, biological process: dephosphorylation. Lineage: Eukaryota; Metazoa; Arthropoda; Insecta; Hymenoptera; Pteromalidae. The record is from RefSeq and is a predicted model, not a curated record. Gene Ontology annotation, molecular function: phosphatidylinositol-3,5-bisphosphate 3-phosphatase activity.